AUGACCAGAAAAAUGCAGCCGUCACCACCGAAUAUGCGGGUUCCCCGAACAAUAACCAGCAAUGAUGUUCAAUGGUAUCUUGAUGAGAACAAGAGGCUGAUUAUGGCAAUAUUUGAAAAUAUGAAACUCAGGAAAUUUGAUAACUGUGCCCAGUACCAAGAGCAGCUUCAAAAGAAUUUAAUGUAUUUAGCAGCACUUGCUGAUUGGCAACAUUCACAAUCACAAGUCAUGCUUCCACAGGUGCAGCAAAUGAUUGUACCCUCUAGCAUGCAACAUCCUGAGUUUGUACCAAAUGCUCAAGAACCAAGAAUUUCCCCUCCAAAUAUGGCAUUGCAAUUUGCUAAUGCUCGAGAACAGCUAUACCAGCAAGUAGCAUUGAGAGCUGGAUGGAUCGGUAAUGGCACAAAACCAAUGUAUGGUGGUGAGAGUGGUUUUGGAGGUGGCAAGAGUGGUGCCUCAACUUCAACUGCAAGUCCAAAUGAUGCAUGUGGGGGAAGCUUGCAAGGACCUUCUCAUGGUGGAGAUGACCAUGGAAAUAACUGA
Messenger RNA from Vigna unguiculata (cowpea), 543 nucleotides. RefSeq names its product GRF1-interacting factor 3-like. The record is from RefSeq and is a predicted model, not a curated record. Lineage: Eukaryota; Viridiplantae; Streptophyta; Magnoliopsida; Fabales; Fabaceae.